Lymnaea stagnalis (great pond snail) is the source of this 5150-nucleotide messenger RNA. The record is from the annotation of a GenBank genome assembly. Lineage: Eukaryota; Metazoa; Mollusca; Gastropoda; Lymnaeidae.
CAGACAACCGGAAAGUUAGACUUUGUCCAAUUCCACGCUGUUUUUGACGGAAGUGCUCUGGUUCAACAUCGUUCAACUAUGAAUCCUCAAUAUACUGGUAAAAUUUGUAGACUAUUUCAUUUAAUAUCUUCCCAUUUCUAUGUGUUAAUCUCUUUUCUAUUUGUUUCGCUCUCUCUCUCUCUCUCUCUCUCUCUCUCUCUCUCUCUCUCUCUGUCCCUCUCUUCUUUUCUCUCUCUCUCUCUCUCUCUCUCUCUCUCUCUCUCUCUCUCUCACACACUCCCAUUUCUAUGUGUUAAUCUCUUUUCUAUUUGUUUCGCUCUCUCUCUCUCUCUCUCUCUCUCUCUCUCUCUCUCUCUCUCAGUGCCUCUCUUCUCUUCUCUCUCUCUCUCUCUCUCUCUCUCCUUCUGUCUCUCUUUCUCUCACACAAACACGCCCACUUUCACAUACACAAAUACGCUCUCUUCUGUAUCCUAUACUUUUUAAUCAUUGAUUGUUUAAGCUAUCAGGGUUUUAAUUACUUUAAUUUAACUCUUUACGUGCAUUAAUACAAAUCCUUGAAUUAACGUUAACUUACUGGUUAAUUGCUGCCGUUAUCUUAUCGUAAAUAGGGGUAUGUUUACAAUAGCCAUUUACGGUAAAUAGCAGAAUCUUUAAAAUAAUUGUCCUCUUUAAAGAAAAAUUCAAACAAAAAAGUUCAAAAUAAUUUAUUUUUUAUUUUUUAUAUUGCAUAUUGUCUUUAUUCACAUUUAAUUUGCCAGGAGAUCCAAACAGGGUUAGAAUUGACGGUGAAAGGUCGGUUGUUAUAGGCAUUGGAAAUAUAAAAAAAUACACCGAAAAAGGUAAUAAAAAGACUUUUGUCCAUAAAUUUAUUGUGGUCUGGCCACAGUCAUAAUCAUUUGUUGUAAAUAUAUUGUAUAAUCAAAUUUUAAACAAAUGGCAUAUUAGCAGACGAUGUGCAUAUUAAUAAACUGCGUGCUAUCAUAAGACAGCUUUCUAAUGAUUCAUAAAUAUGUUAUUGUUUAAAGCAUUUCUUUUUUUUAUCUGUAUUUGUAUUCGAUUUUUUCGCAAAAUCCAAUGUAUAAUUAUAUUUAUUAUCAAAAGCCCUAGUAAAUGUCAAUCAUUUGCGUCGCCAAGCUAUUCAAAGUCCAAGAGCGUCCACAUUUCAACAUCACAAAGUUUGGGCGACACUUUUGAGUGUCAUUAAUAAGAGACCAGGAAAAAUAUUUUCUGACUUGUUUUUAUUUCCGUUAAGAUCUUCACAAAGUCUUCUCAUAAGACAUUUUAAAUGAUAAAGUAUGCGAUCAAAAGUUGUUCUGGAGAUAUUUUGUAUUACUAUUGAUAGCAAUACUCAGGUUUAACUAACUAUAAAAGUGAUUUAAUUUUUAAGAACAAAAAUUAUUUUUAUAUUUUUUGUUUAGGAUCGCCUUUGGACAUCUAUCAAACACAUAAGCACCAAACUGCAGACAAUUCUACACUUUUGGUGGGAAAUUCCGAUUUUGCGUCAUCAUUUACAGUGAAAACCGCUGGCCUGUACGCUGUCAACUUGAAUGUAAGUUAACUUACAACAUUUAUUACAUUCAUAAAUUUUGAAGCCUUGAAUAAUGAGAAGAAAAAAAGAUAAUAAAAACUCGCUUGAACUUAAUUUUCCUUUCAAUAUCAGCAUCGAUUUUAAGUGUCAAAAUGAAAGAUAAUUUAUUUUUAUAAAAAUCAAUCUGAUUCGAUAUUUUCAAAAUAUAAUAAAUGAAGUACUGCGUUCAAAGCUGUGUGAAUGAAACAGUAGUACACAGUAUGUGGAGGGUUGAAUCAACCGACAGGACAAUAAGAUUUCAACGAUUUGGUUUAGAGUUAGAGCCUUCUGCAGCAGACAGGACACAUACAAAUACGAAAAGAAACAGAGCACUGGAAAAAAAAAAACUUUAGAGAUCUCCUUUGUUGUUGCCGAAAGUAAUUUGUUUUUUCAAACCCCAGAUUACAGCACUUGAAAGACUGUAUAUAGUGGUACUAUGAAAAAUAAGGUCAAGAAUCUUAAGGGACAUCUUAUUGAAAUGGCUUAUGAUUCAAGCUUCCACAAACUUUGUUCUACUUUUCCAUGGAUAUUUCUAACUCCAUUAUUUUUCAACAUUUUAAUUGUAACUAAUUGUUCGUAAUUUCUCAUUGCAAUGUGUCAUAGGAACAUGGAUUUCUUUUACUGAAAGUCUUCACGAUUUUAUCAAAUACUGAGAUAAAAAUAAAAUUGUUUUAAAAUUACCUAGAUCACAUAAUUUGUUUGUCGCAUAAAAGAUAAAGAUUUGAUUUUGUGGAACUGUAAGAAAUAUAAUCUUUUUAUAUUUAUUACGCUUCUGGUGUGAGCGUGGUCUGCUUCCUAAUGACUGCUUCCUAAUGACUGCUUCAUAAUGACUGCUUCCUAAUGACUGCUUCCUAAUGACUGCUUCCUAAUGACUGCUUCCUAAUGACUGCUUCCUAAUCAGACAAUUCGGUAUUGAGAGUACGUUACAAAUAAUGCAAAACAUUUGAAAAAAAAUAAUGGUUCAAUAAUGAGUUCAAUAACGUGAAAAAUAUAAUUCCCGAUAACUACGCUAUAUAUCUAUACCUAUAUCUAUAUAUAUAUCUAUAUAUAUAUCUAUAACUAUAUAUCUAUAUCUAUCUAUCGAUCUAUCUAUCGAUCUAUCUAUCGAUCUAUCUAUCGAUCUAUCUAUCGAUCUAUCUAUCGAUCUAUCUUAGCUAGAUAGAUAGCUAGAUAGAUAGCUAGAUAGAUAGCUAGAUAGUAUCGAUCUAUCUAUCGAUCUAUCUAUCGAUCUAUCUAUCGAUCUAUCUAUCGAUCUAUCUAUCGAUCUAUCUAUCGAUCAAUCUAUCGAUCUAUCGAUCUAUCGAUCUAUCGAUCAAUAGAUAUAUAGAUACAUAGAUAUAUAGAUAUAGAUAGAUAUUACGUGCCAAACGCAGUUCCGUAAUAUAUAUAUUACGGAACUGCGUUUGGCGCGUAAUAUUUUCUUUUCGGAAAAUGAAAUCGUCUCAAAGUUAAAUAUGGUGUAAAAUAUAUUCGGUUUAAAAGUGGUUGGGACAUCAAUAUAUUUAAUAUAGUUCAUGGGUAUGAAAUAAAAAGUGUACCGUGAUGCAUCAUCGGGGAAGUGGUGUAGCAAAGAUUGGGUUCCUAAAUGUGUGUUACUUGAGUUUAUCUUUUGCCAAGUAACUUUCGUAGAUGGGAAGUUCACGCGUUGCUGUUGCCAAUGUUUGGAGGGCUAUAUCUAGGAAUUAUUAUUAGGACUCUAGUGAGGUUAGUUCUGAUUUCGUGGGCUGAACAUAGGUGUGUAAAUUAAAUCUUGGUAAGGUGGCUUCAAUCAAGGCAUUUAAAUGAAGGGAAAGAAAAGUAUGGAGUCGGUGUCCCGAGAGCUAUUGAGUAGAUGACACAGCAAGUAGAUUAGACCUGGCGUCUGUGUGACGCCACGUGCCAUCUUAUGUAUGGAAUAAGAGGGAGGUGUGGUCCCCUUUGGUUACAGCACAUCAAACACGCCCAUUCUCCUGUGUCAAUCUUCGAGAAUGAAAAUAGCCUUUUUCCGUACCAUAUUGAACUAUAUAAUAUAUUUUUUGCACUUGCUUUAAUUUUUUUUAAAUUUCUGCAACAAAUAGCUAUUUGCACGCUCUUUUUUUUUGUUGCUCUCUCUCUCUCUCUCUCUCUCUCUCUCUCUCUCUUUCUCUGUGUGUGUGUAUGAUAUCGAAUCUCGCAUCUCAAUUUUUGAUCCAUUUCCUGUUCUCUAAUUGCACUGAAACUUUUUAACCUUACCAACCGCCAUGACCAAACAACCCAUCAUGAUCAGUAGGUCAUCAAUGACCACCGAUCACCUUUGCGUGACCUCUGCGGGUCGAAUUUUGCGCCUCAAUUUUCUCCCAACUUCCUGAUAUUCAUCACGAUAUGACUAACAGUAUUUUUUUUUGAAUUACAGCAUUAUUCAAAACUGUUUUAUUUUAAAAGUAAUAAUCUUCACGAUUCUUUUUCUUCCGCAAUCAGAUAACUAUCUUAGACGAGGAUGAGAAACCCGGCAAAGAACAUUACAUCGGCUUGGAUUUAAAUGGCCAGACUGUCUUAGCGUGUCUUAACGGCGGCUUCAGAUGCCCAGAAAAUCUCGAUGACUCCAGCAAAGUCAGGAUCUGCAACAUGAACGGUGAGUCGUAAAGCCGGUCGGUCGGCUGGUGUCUUUCAAAACAAAUACUUUCAUACACUUUAUUGAGACGGUUGCAAACCUCUUUGACGUCGUUAUGCCCCAAACUUGAUCUGGGGAGGGGGGGGGGGCAGAGUUGUAGGUGAGUACUAUGUUAGCCUGUUGGUUUCGUUCUAAAAACUCGAUCUUUUGGGGGGGGCAGUUUUGUUGGUGAAUCAUAUGUAAAUAAAAUGUAUGAUGUGACCCAAGCAAGAAAUGCAACACGUUUCCAAAAUAAUAGCCAGUUCUUGAAUGAGUGAGACACUUUUGCCAACAGAAUAACUAAAUAGUUAGCUAAAUAACUCUGGUAAUUCGUUUUAAUGAUGAGAAAUACAUUUUAACCGUUUAAAAGAUAUUAAACUGGAGGCUGGCUUUCGUGUAUUCCAGGUAUCCUCAAUUUAAAGGAAUCCGACAGGAUACAGGUGAAGACGAUGGAAGCCAACACAACAAUACGAAUAGAAACCAACCGCAACUCUUUGCUCACUAUGGUGUUACUGAAUAAACACUAGAAGUCUUGUGUUACUGCAUAAAAUCUAGAAGUCUUGUGUUACUGAAUAAAAACUAGAAGUCUUGUGCUACUGCAUAAAACCUAGAAGUCUUGUGUUACUGCAUACAAACUUGAAGUCUGGUGUUACUGCAUAAAAACUUGGUCUGGUGUUACUGCAUAAAACCUAGAAGUCUUGUGUUACUGCAUAAAAACUAGAAGUCUGGUGUUGCUGCAUAGAAACUAGAAGUCUUGUGUUUGCUAUUACAUAAAAGCUACAAGUCUGGUGAUACCCCAUAAAACUAGUUACGGCAUAAAAAUUAGAAGGAUGUCGCUACAACAUAAAAACUAAAAGUCUUGUGCUACUGCAUGUAAGUUAGCAGUCUGGUGUUGCUGCAUAAAAACUAGAAGUCUGGUGUUUCUGGUGGCGCAGGUAGGGGGGAGUGGCGAACUGAGGGGCGAAUCCGACCCGG